CUGUCACUUGCCGAUGCCCCGCCCCGCCCGUGAUGUCAUCACGUUUUACGUCCUCGGGUAGACGCAAAGCGACAGUUACAUGCUGGGAAGCUCGCGGCUUUAGACAACAUCUUCAGUUAUGGCAUCCCUUUCGCUAGCACCUGUGAACAUUUUCAAGUCCGGCGCCGAUGAAGAGAAAGCAGAAACUGCACGACUGUCAUCCUUCAUUGGUGCAAUAGCCAUUGGGGAUCUGGUUAAAAGCACUCUGGGACCAAAAGGAAUGGACAAAAUUCUACUGAGUAGUGGAAGAGAUGGAUCGGUUACGGUAACGAAUGAUGGGGCAACCAUUUUGAAAGCCAUUGGUGUUGACAAUCCAGCUGCUAAAGUGUUGGUUGACAUGUCCAAGGUUCAAGAUGACGAAGUUGGAGAUGGCACCACAUCAGUCACUGUUUUAGCAGCGGAGUUGUUAAGGGAAGCAGAACUGCUCAUUGCAAAGAAGAUUCAUCCUCAGAUCAUCAUAUCUGGAUGGAGGAAUGCCACACAGGCAGCAAGAGAGGCACUGAAGAAUUCUACUGUGGAUCAUGGUAAGGAUGAAGAGAAGUUUCAGGAAGACCUGAUGAACAUCGCACGAACCACACUGUCUUCCAAACUGUUGACUCACCACAAGGACCACUUCUCCUCCUUGGCUGUUCAGGCUGUGCUUCGAUUAAAAGGCUCUGGUAACUUGGAGUCCAUCCAUGUCAUAAAGAAGCUUGGAGGAAGCAUGAUGGACUCUUACCUCGAUGAAGGCUUUCUGUUGGAUAAGAAAAUUGGUGUCAACCAGCCAAAAAGAAUCGAAAAUGCCAAAAUCCUAAUUGCAAACACAGCUAUGGACACAGAUAAAAUUAAGAUCUUUGGCUCCCGAGUAAGAGUAGACUCCACAGCUAAAGUGGCAGAAAUUGAGCAAGCAGAACGGGAGAAAAUGAAGGAGAAGGUGGAGCGAAUCUUAAAGCAUGGAAUCAAUUGCUUUAUUAACAGGCAGCUUAUCUACAACUAUCCAGAGCAGCUCUUUGGUGCAGCUGGAGUGAUGGCCAUUGAACAUGCCGACUUUGUGGGAGUCGAGCGUCUGGCUCUUGUGACAGGGGGAGAAAUUGCCUCAACUUUUGACCAUCCGGAGUUGGUUAAACUGGGCCAUUGUAAACUGAUUGAGGAGGUCAUGAUCGGAGAAGACAAACUGAUCCACUUCUCUGGUGUUGAAAUGGGUGAAGCUUGUACCAUCGUCCUUAGGGGAGCCACCCAGCAGAUUCUUGACGAAGCAGAGCGUUCUUUGCAUGAUGCACUCUGUGUCCUUGCCCAGACGAUAAAAGAAACGAGGACCGUGUAUGGAGGAGGCUGCUCCGAGAUGUUAAUGGCAAACGCCGUUCGAGAAUUGGCAAACCGAACACCUGGAAAAGAAGCUGUUGCCAUGGAGUCUUUUGCCAAAGCCCUUAGUAUGAUUCCUACCAUUAUAGCUGACAACGCUGGCUAUGACAGUGCAGAUCUGGUCGCUCAGCUACGAGCAGCACACAUAGAGGGCAAAACCACAUGCGGCCUAAAUAUGAUUAACGGCACAAUUGGAGACAUGGUGGAGCUGGGCAUCACAGAAAGCUUCCAGGUUAAGCGGCAGGUGCUUCUGAGUGCGGCCGAAGCUGCAGAGAUGAUUCUCCGUGUCGAUAAUAUUAUCAAAGCUGCUCCCAGAAAACGAGUUCCAGACCACCAUCCAUGUUAACUGAGGUGUGAAAACUAAGCUAUGCUUUAAGUGGACCAGACAUAUGGGGACAAGCCAGUGCAGUCUCUUCAGAAGCGGGAGUGAGAAGGCUUGUGUAUUUAUAAUUGUGUCCAAAGCACUCUUUGUUAACUUAUUACUGGUAAGACGUCACAGCCCAGUCCUCUGCCCACACUGGUAUGCUAACUUUGCAGGGGCUUGUUCAGUUUCUUCACAAUAAUAAAGCAGUAAACAUC
Erpetoichthys calabaricus (reedfish) is the source of this 1959-nucleotide messenger RNA. It is a transcript of the gene cct2, whose product is annotated as chaperonin containing TCP1, subunit 2 (beta). The transcript has 16 exons. The coding region runs from base 119 to 1726 and encodes 535 amino acids. Gene Ontology annotation, cellular component: cytosol; chaperonin-containing T-complex. NCBI's taxonomy places the organism in Eukaryota, Metazoa, Chordata, Cladistia, Polypteriformes, Polypteridae. Gene Ontology annotation, biological process: protein folding. The record is from RefSeq and is a predicted model, not a curated record. Gene Ontology annotation, molecular function: ATP-dependent protein folding chaperone; ATP binding; ATP hydrolysis activity.